GACUUAAGUCGGUUAUUUCUACUUUUUUUUUCAAUGACAAUAAUAGUUGAUUCGUAUUUUCUUCAAUUAAAUCAAACCUGGUUUUAACUUUACUACUGUGUUAUUCAGAAUUUAUUACAAUAUAUUAUCGUCGGGAACCACCAUUGUUUUGAUAAAAUGUUGAAUUGAAAAUAAGGCCAAGUUGAAGACAAUGAGUUUAGAAAAUGUAUUUCAAGACUAAAAACAAGGCAAUGUAUUGCCAUGAAAAAUGAACAAAACAAUGUAUUACAUUUUAGGUACAAAACUGUGGACAAUUGGGCAUAGGUGAAAAAUAAUAUUGUCGUCACAUAGUAUCGUUGUACAAAGCGGUUUGACAUGCAGCUUCCGUCGUCCAGCAGUACCGUCGACGGUAAGCCGCCGCACACGCCCAACACGGUGGUAUUGUCGCCCGCGAAUCUGCCGCCACUGCUGUGACAUGACGCGGACAACACGCGAGCCGUCGGCAGCAGCGUGCGCUUGAGCGGCCGCCACGCGUAGUGUACGCGCAAUGCCGUUGAAAAAGAAACGCAACAACAUGGUGGUCGCGCUGCUCACCAUGGCCGCCAUGAGCACCGCCACCGCCGUGUUCUAUUACAACAAUUACCUGACGGCCGCCUGCUGCGCGGCCACCGCGUCCUCGUCGUCGGCGGCCAGCGCGGCCGGCGAGCACGACCGCCAGCGGGCCGCCAAGUACAGGUCGUUCGGGGCGUCCCGUCCGCAGCCGUCCCAACGUGACAAGGGCGAUUACACCGUUUGCGAGGUGCACGGACCGCUGGAUCCAGGCUACGACCGCGACCGUCAGUUAAUGCUGACCGCUCGUAGCACCGACCAGACCAAUUACACCGACGAUUCGGUGCCGACAAACGCCUCAGCCAGAGCUGCGGUCGAGGGCACGAGCACCUCCCCGCCGGCUUUGAUAUACUUCAUAACGCCCACUUACCCUCGCCGGGAACAAAUAGCCGAACUCACCAGACUCGGUCAGACCCUGAUGCUCGUGCCCCGAAUCCACUGGAUCGUGGCCGACGACCGACCCGACUGCAGCCAACAGCUGACGGCGUUGCUGCCCGACUUCGGUAUACCUUACACGCACGUGGCCAGUCCAAUGCCGGCCGUGUACAGGCGCAAAGCCGCGGCCUUGCCCCGAGGGGUGUCCAACCGCAGGGCCGCGCUGGACUGGAUCCGGCACAACCACGACAGGGCCGACCCCAACGCGGUGGUUUACUUUGGCGACGACGACAACACCUUCCACUUGGAUCUGUUCAAAGAGAUCCGGACCACCAAGAAGAUUUCCAUGUUUCCCGUGGGCCUGGUCGGAGAGUACGGCGUCAGCUCACCAAUAAUAGACAAAGGUAAGGUGGUUGGGUUCUUCGACAGUUGGCCGGCCAAGAGGAAGUUCCCCGUGGACAUGGCCGGGUUCGCCGUCAACGUUCAACUGAUCUUCCAACACCCUUAUGCCACCAUGCCUUAUCAAGUUGGCUUCGAAGAGGAUCGCUUCCUAAUGGCGUUGGGCGUCCGGCUGGAAGACAUCGAGCCCAAAGCGGAAAAUUGCACCAAGAUUUUGGUGUGGCAUACACAAACGGCCAAAAAACCUAAUCCGGUCGUUAUGGUCAAAUCAAAAUCCACUCUACCUGGCUCGCUUGCAACACUUCUAGAUCAAAUAUCGAUCCUGGGCAUAGGCAAUGUCAGCGAAACUGCAGGUAUCAAAAGUUAUAUGACGAAAAAUGGCAAUAUUUAUCGACUGUAAGCGUCUAGAAUUUGUCGCCAUCGUGAUAAAAAUUAAAUUUGCGUACACGUUGUCGUUUAUAAUAUUGACGAUGAGUUUAAAAUACAUUCGACUAAUUGUUAUAGCACGUACACCGUUUUCCUGGUCGUACAUGGUUUUCUCUUUUUAAAUGUAAUUUUAAUUGUUUUUGUUUGUCAAUAUUGUUGUUAUUGUUGUAAUAAUUUUUUAGCAAUAGUUUAGCGUAAGUCUGCGUGUGUGUAUGUAAUAUUGUGUUAAUUCAAUAGCGUAAUAUUCUAGUUGACGCGAUGGAUUUUCGUUAUUGAAACUGUACUUGAGAAAAAUAAAAAGAUAAAAAUAAAACAAUUUAACUUUUUGCUCAACAAAUUGAUCGCCGUCGUCUUCGUCGACACAAUUUACAAGAAUGUACUCGUUACAAACGCUAGUCAAAAUUAUUAUACUAAGUUAAUAACUGAAGUUUAUUAUGUAACGAAAAAAAAAAAACAGCACCGAAUCGAUAAAUACAAUA
Molecule: messenger RNA, 2267 nt
Organism: Adelges cooleyi (spruce gall adelgid)
Lineage: Eukaryota; Metazoa; Arthropoda; Insecta; Hemiptera; Adelgidae
Product: galactosylgalactosylxylosylprotein 3-beta-glucuronosyltransferase S-like
Exons: 7
Coding region: 527-1762 (411 amino acids)
Biological process (GO): chondroitin sulfate proteoglycan biosynthetic process; carbohydrate metabolic process
Cellular component (GO): Golgi membrane
Molecular function (GO): galactosylgalactosylxylosylprotein 3-beta-glucuronosyltransferase activity
Source: RefSeq, a predicted model, not a curated record